This is a messenger RNA of Apiotrichum porosum, 432 nucleotides long. RefSeq lists its product as uncharacterized. The record is from RefSeq and is a predicted model, not a curated record. The transcript has 2 exons. Bases 1 to 432 code for a protein of 143 amino acids. NCBI's taxonomy places the organism in Eukaryota, Fungi, Basidiomycota, Tremellomycetes, Trichosporonales, Trichosporonaceae.
AUGUCUGAGAGCAACAGCAACGACAGCGACUCCACCGCCACCAACCCCACUCCCUGCCGCUCCAAGCCCAAGCCCAAGCACACGCCCAGCCGCCCAAAGUCCACGACCACCACUUCCCAAGACGGCGGCGAAGGCGAGGCCGAGGCCGAUGUGGACCCCAAGGACAACGCCGACGACCCCACCGACGGCGAUACCGACUACAAGCCGGCCCAGAAGCGCCCCCGCUUCACCACUGGCAACUCGUCCGCCGGCGGCAGACGCAAGUGGACCUCUACUGAGAUGGAGCUCCUUCUCGACGCCGCGCUCCGUGGUAGCGUGCCCAUUUCGGUCUUUGAAGGCGCCGUUCCGGGGCGUACAAGGAACCAGUCCGAGCUGGCUUGGCGUAACACAGUCCUGCCAUUCCUCCGCCGUUCUCUUCGCGAGAAGAAGUGA